CACAAACGUCAGUACGUCAGCGUGACGUCACAGUUUUCAAAGUACUUACCCUCGUUUAGGUCAUUGUGGGGGCAGUAAAAGUUCUAGAACCCUGCUAAUUUUGGUCGUUGUCUAUUUUAAAACACUACGUAGAUCAUCGUUAACCGACAAAAUAAUUAGCUAGGCCCGAGAAGACGCCGUCAAGAUCCAUGACGUCACGACGGGCUAGUUCGCGAACUUAAAGACUGCGUCGCCACCAGUCGCCUCUCGCUUUUACGUCUGUUUCUGGCUUUAUGUACAACCAUCUUUCGCACUAAUGGUGGCUUCUUUCUUGCGCUAUAGAAAGGUGAUUUAAAAAUGCAGCUCAACGUAUGUUUCUUUUUUAGUCGCCGUUUACCACCUUGCACCUUCGCAGCAGGGCUCAGACGCACCGUUUUACUGUUCACACGUACAAGGUCUGCUGCUAAAGGAAACGCCAGUUAGAGCUCACUUAUGACACGACGACAUAGAGAACACUUUCUUUUUUGUUUUUCGUAGAUGUCAGCCCAAUGCGUCCCAUCGGGCUCUCUCUUUUUUUUUUCGCAGAAUAACAUAGAAGCGUUUCGCUCAUAUCAGCUUUAGCACCGGCUAGGUGCUCCCUUUAGGAGUGCAGCGUACUGUGCACGUUUCAUUCCUUGUUCUUGAACGCCGAAAUCGUGUUGCAGGUUCGGCCACAUGAAGAAGAGUCUGUGGGAAUCCAUGAAGAUACCGAUUCCGUGGCAUACGCCGGACGUUUCGGAGCUUGUGCUGCUGAACUUUCCCAGCUCCAAGGCACCAAAGUCAGAAAGCCUCCAUCUGAUCGUCAUGGUGCACGGGAUGUACGGCUGCUCGACAGACAUGCGUCUGCUUCGCGUCUUCCUCGAGUUGGCCCAGCCUCGCUCCAACAUUCGUUUCCUCAUGUCCCGGGCCAACGAGCGGGAGGAAACGUUCAAGGACUUCGACACCCUCGGCAUGCGACUCGCGACCGAGAUCGUGGAGCACUUGAAGAAAUACUCCAAGAAACCGGCCAGGAUCAGCUUCAUCGGAUUUUCUAUGGGCAACGUCAUCAUUCGCUCUGCGCUCGCCAAGGCCGAACUGCGGCCCCUGCACCGCUUCCUGCACACGUUCCUGUCGCUGUGCGGGCCGCACGUGGGCACCGUUUUCAACCCCUCCUUCGUCGUCAACGUGGGCGAGUACAGCUGCUCUAUACAGACGAUUUGCAGCGAGCAGUGCGUACAAACGAAAAGAGAUGGCGCCACCAGUCUGCUUCGUGCCUGCACCCAUUAG
Molecule: messenger RNA, 1284 nt
Organism: Dermacentor andersoni
Lineage: Eukaryota; Metazoa; Arthropoda; Arachnida; Ixodida; Ixodidae
Product: protein FAM135B-like
Biological process (GO): lipid metabolic process
Source: RefSeq, a predicted model, not a curated record